CCACGCCAACCACUGCCGGAGCCAGCCAGCUUAGCCUCAGUUCUCAGUUCUCACUUCGAGGGCCCCAUAUUCGUACAUUCGUGAUCCCAAUGUGAGAUCAAGGCCCUGCCGGGAGCCUCACCAUCCCUUCAAAUCGUGUCAUUUUCUUUUGUUCCUCCUUCGUUUCGAUGCGUUGUCAUGUCUUUGGGUGCUUUGACGGGUCUCGACUCGGAGCGCCAAAAUUCCAGUAUCACGAGCCAACCCGCGCCACUCCCUCCCACUCACUUCCUUUGGCCCCAUGCGCGGCUCGUCGCGUGGUUCGAAGCAUAUUUUGUUACCUUGCGUUGCCUUUCCCAACAAGUCUCGACCUUGGGGAUAACCUUUCUUCUUUCUAGCCUAUCCAAGCGGAGAGUAAACGACACUUGGCCAAAGACGACGCGGUCCCUAUGCGCGAGUCUGCCGACAUGCUCACUCCCUGUCCAGCUCAAUGCAGAAGAGCAGAGCCUGCCCUCGAGUCCCUGCAAUGCCGUACUCAACGUACACCAUGUCUCAGAUCGGCCAUUCUAUUCCGACUCCCAAGCUCCGAAGGUCCAAGGUGACAAAGCCCCUUGGUGCUGCACCAGCCAACAAGCCCAGUUGACUCUUGCGCGAUCCGACUGGCCCAUCUAGUCCCGGCGCUGUCGCUCGGGAGCGUCUCCGCUUCCCACCAAAGGUAGGUAGUCAGUCCGUCAGUCAGUCAGUCAUCAAGAGGGCCCUGGCUUAUUCACGAGGUCAGUUUGGCCUUUUAUACCA
Molecule: messenger RNA, 771 nt
Organism: Ilyonectria robusta
Lineage: Eukaryota; Fungi; Ascomycota; Sordariomycetes; Hypocreales; Nectriaceae
Exons: 1
Coding region: 178-648 (156 amino acids)
Source: RefSeq, a predicted model, not a curated record